Molecule: messenger RNA, 1231 nt
Organism: Eufriesea mexicana
Lineage: Eukaryota; Metazoa; Arthropoda; Insecta; Hymenoptera; Apidae
Product: glyoxalase domain-containing protein 4
Exons: 8
Coding region: 178-1023 (281 amino acids)
Source: RefSeq, a predicted model, not a curated record
GUCUGCUACUAUUAUGGCUACCAUACAUAAUACGUUGAUCUGACGUUGAUGGUGGACCUGAAUUAAGCUGAUAAGAACAUAUCGCUUGUAGAUACUUCGACAAUAAUAUAUGAUUAUUGUUCAUUAAAAGAUUAAGAGUGUAUUUUCAUACACAACUAUAAAAAUAGAUUUUUAAAAAUGGUUACUGGCCGAGCGUUACAUUAUGUAUUUAAAAUACCAGAUCGAAAACUAACAGCGAAAUUUUAUCGUGAAAUUCUUGGGAUGAAGGUGUUACGUCAUGAGGAAUUUGCUGAAGGUUGUGAAGCAACUUGUAAUGGACCAUAUGGGAAUAGAUGGAGCAAAACUAUGAUAGGAUAUGGAACAGAAGAUACUCAUUUCGUGAUAGAAUUAACUUACAAUUAUGGGAUUAAAGAAUAUAAAAUGGGAAAUGAUUUUGGUGGGAUAACAAUCCGAUCUAGAGAAGCACUUCAAAGAGCACGUUCAGAUGGAUGGCCUAUGAAGGAAGAAAAUGGAAAAUUUGUUUUACAAGCACCUGGUGGUUACAAAUAUUAUGUUAUUGAUGAACCACAACCUUUAAAUAAAGAUCCUAUAGAAAAAAUUACUUUAUCUAGUUCAAACCUUCAAAAAACUAUUGUCUAUUGGAAAGAUAUUUUGAAUUUAAAGGUAUUUAACCAAACUAAAAAAAGUGUAUUAUUAGGAUAUAGUGAAGAUCAAGCACAGAUUGAAUUUGAAGACAUUGGUACUGAAGUUGAUCAUGCCGCAGCUUAUGGACGCAUAGCAUUUUCAGUUCCUCAUACAGAACAACCAGAAAUUCAGAAGAAGAUCAAAGAUAAUGGAUAUAAAAUAUUGACUGACUUAAUCACUUUAGAUACUCCAGGAAAAGCUUCUGUGAGAGUUAUUAUUCUUGCUGAUCCAGAUGGUCAUGAAAUUUGCUUUGUAGAUGAUGAAGCAUUUCGACAGUUAUCAGUUCCAGACUAUCCUAGUGAAGCAAUUUUAAAUAGAUAUAUUUCAAAAGAAAAGUAAACUAUUAAAUUGUACUUUCAAAAUCAUAUUUCUUUUGAAAGAGCAAUAUUUUAUUCCAGUAUUUUUAAGGCUGUGUUAAUAAUAUUUUGUUUUAAAAAAAGAUAUAGUUUAUGGUAAUGGUAAUUUUCUCAGUACAUAAAAAAUGAACUUUAAUUAGUAAGUUAAGUGUAUAACAAUUAACACCAAUUUUGAAUAUUUAUUAAUUUUG